AUGACUGGAACUACCUCUGACCAUGGAGGCUUGUACUACAUUGAGCUGAUCAAGUCCAACCUCCAGUUCAUCCACGGCAAGGAAUGCUUCUUCGAGGUUCUCUCGCAGGUCAAGGCCCCCGACCAGUGGAAAGUCAGCGUCCUCAAGACCGAGGGUGGUUUCCGGACCGUCCUCUUCUCUGAUUCGGGUGUCGGCCUCCUCAAUGUGCUGGAGAAGCUGCACCGCAAGUCGGCCGAGAAGCUGGACAAGUUCAUGGCGGACAAUACCGCCGACGCCUACGCGUACGUGAAGCGCAAGGAGGGCGAAGCGGCCAAGGCUGCCAAGGUUUCGUCUAGCAAAGACCAGGCGAAGGAGACCAAAGAGGUCAAGGAGACGAAGGAGAAGACGCCGCCCAAGACUCCGGUUCCUGAGGCGGCAGUUGAGCCUCGGGAUCCUCGCAUCUCGAGCAACUCGGAUUCCGACAGUUCGGAUGAUUUUGGCCCGGAUAGUGCCAGCGUGUUUGUGAAAAGCCGCAGGGGACAGGGCAUGUGGCGUGAUAGGAGCAUAUUUGAUGAGCCUAUUUCAAUCAGGUGCGAUCCCAGCCUUCGCUCGAGAAGCCUCCUUUGUCCCAACUAUGGGCCGGCGAGCUCCUUCUACCGCAUAUCUCCCAGUGGUCGUCCGGAGGCCCUUGACGAGAUUGCGAUUCGCGGCCUUCUCAAGGCCGAUCGCGAGUUGAGGAGGAAAGAGAGGCGCGAGGAACAGGCCGCAAAGGAGGCUGCAAAGACGGCUUCUGCUCCAGCUGUUGCCCCAGCUCAAGCUGCUGCUCCGGCUCCUGUGCCUGCGCCUGACACUACCAAGACUCAGGCUCAACCUCAGGUCGCCUUUGCAACCGAAUCGCAGAUGACCAACGACCUUGAGCGCUUGGCUCUGCGAAGUCGCGCUCAGAAACACCGCGCGGAGCCUCUGCCGGCCCCCAAGAACGUGCUUGUUCACAUCCGCUGGCCGGAAUUCGGCGACGCGGUGGUGGCUGAUGAGUGCCAGCUCAGCGUGAAAGAGGUGCAGAGCCACGUACGAGGCAUGCUGAAAUCGCAUGGCUCGGACCUGUUUAACCUUACCAGACCUGUCAACCCUCUUAUGUUUAUGAGCAAUCAGCUGGCCAACUUUAGCGUGGCUGUCAAGGCCAUCAACUUUGAUGAUCAGAGGUUCAUGUUGGGGCCAAAGGUUGGGGAUGAUUUGACCAAGGUUUCCAAGGACGUGGAGAGCUGCAAGGCGAUUAAGAUUGAGGUUGAGGUGAAGUAUAUCUUGUGA
This is a messenger RNA of Trichoderma aggressivum f. europaeum, 1287 nucleotides long. RefSeq lists its product as uncharacterized. The transcript has 2 exons. The record is from RefSeq and is a predicted model, not a curated record. The coding region runs from base 1 to 1287 and encodes 428 amino acids. NCBI's taxonomy places the organism in Eukaryota, Fungi, Ascomycota, Sordariomycetes, Hypocreales, Hypocreaceae.